Morus notabilis is the source of this 1593-nucleotide messenger RNA. Its product is annotated as nicotinamide adenine dinucleotide transporter 1, chloroplastic. The record is from RefSeq and is a predicted model, not a curated record. Bases 291 to 1238 code for a protein of 315 amino acids. NCBI's taxonomy places the organism in Eukaryota, Viridiplantae, Streptophyta, Magnoliopsida, Rosales, Moraceae. Gene Ontology annotation, biological process: NAD transmembrane transport. Gene Ontology annotation, molecular function: NAD transmembrane transporter activity. The transcript is spliced from 9 exons.
GUGGCUACUCGUCGGGCUGGGACCAAAUAGGCUUUGGCGGAUAGAGAAAGUAGGCCAAACCGAGGCCUCUCAAUAUGAGUUAUUGACUCCGUCGAUCUCCAACCCUAACUCGCCCCGAUUCGACUCAGACCGACGACGACGACGGUUUCCGGCGUUCUUUUUCCCUCGAUCGCCGCUCAACCCCCUUCUUGCCAUGCGACGCUGGUUCGCUGCUCGGAUCUCCCUCUCAACAGAGGACUCCUUUGAAUUCUCCGCCCAAACUUCUCUCACUUUCUUCUCUGAGUUCCGCCAUGGCCGCCGACGCUCAUAGUCCCACUCCCAAGGGCGUCCUCCGCAAUGCCGGCGCUGGUGCUGCUGCUGGGGUUAUCGCCGCGACGUUUGUGUGUCCUCUCGAUGUGAUCAAGACUAGGUUUCAAGUUCAUGGGAUUCCAACUCUCAAUCAUGGAAAUAUUAAAGGUAGUCUCAUAGUUGGAAGUUUGGAACAAAUAUUUCGCAAGGAGGGGUUACGUGGAAUGUAUCGUGGUCUCGCUCCCACUGUCCUGGCAUUACUUCCCAACUGGGCUGUUUAUUUUUCUAUGUAUGAGCAGCUCAAAAGCUUGCUUUGCUCUGAUGACGAGCAUCAUCAACUUUCUGUUGGCGCUAAUGUGAUAGCUGCUUCUUGUGCUGGAGCUGCAACAAUUAUUGCUACAAAUCCACUUUGGGUCGUCAAGACAAGACUUCAGACUCAAGGAAUGAGACCUGGUGUAGUUCCAUACAGGAGUACUCUUUCUGCUUUGAGUAGAAUAGCUCAUGAGGAAGGCAUCCGUGGAUUGUACAGUGGUCUAGUGCCUGCUUUGGCUGGUAUCAGUCACGUCGCCAUCCAAUUUCCAACAUAUGAGAGAAUAAAACUCUAUUUGGCUGAUCGAGAAAAUACUACGAUGGACAAACUCAGCGCACGUGAUGUGGCCAUUGCCUCAUCUAUCUCGAAAAUAUUUGCUUCCACGUUGACAUAUCCACAUGAGGUGGUGCGCUCGAGGCUUCAAGAACAAGGCCAUCACUCCGAGAAGCGAUAUUCUGGUGUAGCCGAUUGCGUCAAAAAAGUAUUUCAACAAGACGGCCUUCCUGGAUUUUACCGGGGUUGUGCCACCAACCUUCUGAGAACUACUCCAGCUGCUGUAAUUACAUUCACCAGCUUUGAGAUGAUUCACCGUUUUCUUGUCUCAUCAUUCCCUUCUGAUCCACAGCCUCACACAUUGUGAUGAUGGAACAUGCUGGUUUGAGGAAAUACAUGUUGUCAAGCACCUAGCGGUUUAGCAUUGCAGCCGAGUUAGUCGGCCCGACCAGAAAUUGUCCCAUUGACGAUGCAAUUCAUACAUUACAGCAUCAAAUUGUUUUUUGGUAGCUUUUUCAACAAUUAGAUUAUUUUAGACAUAUUGAGGCCUCAUCCUCUCCUGGAACUUUUGUAACAUCAAAGUGUUACGGGGGGAAAGUGAGGAUCAUGUCAAUAUACACAGUGAUGAUGACGAUUAAUGUGGUUAAAGAAUAGACUUGAACGAUUAUAUCAUUUUCCGAUGAUCGACUCGGGGGAAAAGUAAUUUGUCAUGAUUGAUUGGU